UGUUCGCUGAAAAUUAAUCGCUGGCAUCGCAGUCGCCGUCGUCUGGUUGUCAGUUGUCAACAAACCGGCUGACGAAUCAGUCGGUACUUACAUCAUAUUCUUGUGUAAAUUUAAUAAAAACCUAAAAAUGUCCGUCGAUCUAACGUACAGGUUGGCGCUUAUAGCAGUCUGCGUGGUGUCCAGCUACGCUGCCAACACGCUUAUUCUAGUUGACACCCUGGCAACUCGUGAGACGCACUCCAUAUUCCUCAAAUCAUUGCAAGAACGUGGACACGAAGUUACUGUAAAGGCAGCAGACGAUCCUUCUCUUCAGUUGUCCCGAUAUGGAGAAUACAUUUACCAGAAUCUAGUGAUAUUAGCCCCAGGAGUUGAAGAGUUUGGAGGAGCUCUUAGUGUGGAGGCUAUCGUGGAAUUUAUUGAUGGAGGUGGCAACGUCUUGGUAGCUGGCUCCCGAGACGCGGCCGACCUGAUCCGUGAACUCGUCACUGAAGUUGGUGUCGAAAUGGACGAAGAAGGAGCUGCAGUGAUUGAUCACCUUCAUUAUGAUUCUAAUGAUGAUGGUCAGCAUACAUUAGUAGCAGCCCCAAGCACUGGACUGAUUGAUUCAGAAGUGAUGACUGGAGUCAAAGACACAGUUCCUUUGCUGUAUCGAGGCACAGGUCUCAUCACCGAUGUGGACAAUCCUCUUGUACUGCCCGUCCUGCGUGCCCCUUCGACCGCCUAUUCUUACAAUCCCAGCCAGCCUAUUACUGACUAUCCACAUGCCACUGGCCAGAACAUGCUUUUGGUGGCAGCUCUCCAGGCCCGAAACAACGCCAGGGUGGUGGUCUCUGGCUCUCUCGAGUUCUUCUCUGAUGCCUUCAUCACAGCUGCCGUCCAGACUCCACAGGGCGAGAAGUUCGAACGCUCGGGCAACGGGAAGGUGGUGGAGUCCCUGAGCCGUUGGGUGUUCAGAGAGGAGGGAGUUUUGCGUGUCGUUUCAGUCGACCAUCACUUGGUGGGAGAGAACGAGCCUCCCAUUUCAUACACCAUCAAGGAUAAUGUGGAAUACAAGAUAAAGGUUGAACGUCUCGUGGACGGAUCAUGGGUGCCCUUCCAAGCUGAUGAUUUGCAGAUGGAAUUCGUUCGCAUCGACCCAUUUGUCAGACUGACCAUGGUCUCUGGACCUGAUGGUGUAUUCUCUAUCAAGUUCAAGGUGCCUGAUGUUUAUGGAGUAUAUCAGUUCAAGGUAGAAUACAACAGGGUAGGGUUCACACGGCUCUACAGCACUACCCAGGUGUCCGUGCGUCCAUUCACUCACCUCGAAUACGAAAGGUUCAUCGAGUGUGCGUAUCCAUACUAUGCGAGCGCCUUCUCCAUGAUGGUCGGCGUCUUCCUGUUUUCGUUGGUCUUCCUGCAUCAUAAAGACCCACCUGUUAAAACCAAGGCUGAUUAAAAAUGAAAAUAAAAUGUUCAGUAUUGCUGCACGUUUACUGCCGCCAAGAUGUUAUGUGUAGUACUUUGAUUCCAGCAUUUGACGGCAGUUUUCUAUUUUUGCAUUCCACUUUGUGUAUUGAAGUUCUCAGUUAUUUUUUUGCUUAAUGUUCGGUACUUUUUUUUUGUUUUGUAUCUGAUUCAUUGGAUGUUUAUGAGUAUUUCAGUAAAGUAGGAAAUUUUG
This is a messenger RNA of Macrobrachium nipponense, 1657 nucleotides long. It is a transcript of the gene Ost48, whose product is annotated as dolichyl-diphosphooligosaccharide--protein glycosyltransferase 48 kDa subunit-like. NCBI's taxonomy places the organism in Eukaryota, Metazoa, Arthropoda, Malacostraca, Decapoda, Palaemonidae. The coding region runs from base 128 to 1435 and encodes 435 amino acids. The record is from RefSeq and is a predicted model, not a curated record. The transcript is spliced from 10 exons. Gene Ontology annotation, cellular component: oligosaccharyltransferase complex; endoplasmic reticulum membrane.